Molecule: messenger RNA, 2585 nt
Organism: Pelagomonas calceolata
Lineage: Eukaryota; Pelagophyceae; Pelagomonadales; Pelagomonadaceae
Source: the annotation of a GenBank genome assembly
CUUCGGCCUCCAAACUUGGCAGCCAGGCUGUGCGCGAGUGCUGUGCACCGAACAAGCGCGGCAUUGCUAGGAAUUGAUCUGCGACGCGCACCCGUCACGCCGUCGACGCGUCGCGAGCAAUAGGGGCGAGUACGCAUAGCUUGGCGCACAGCCAGUGCGCAGCCGCAGCGGCGGCAGCGUUACCAUGCCCGUCCAGGAAAUCAAAUUGAAAGCGGCCUCGGACGCGCCGAGCAAGUCCGGCUUGGAGAAUGUCCCGCCCGACCAGCUCGAGCGCGCGAUGAAGGCCGCGAUGGCGCGGUCCGACGGCGACCUCGACCUCACGGAGGAAGAGCAGAACAAGUUCACGAAGGCCUUUCAAGAUAAAGAAUUUCGCAAGAUGAUGGCCGAGUACGUCGACGAGAUCAGCGACCCGAAGCACCGCGCGGAGCAGGACGCGUACAUCCGAGAGAUGGAGGCGAAGGGAGGUACGAUCUCGGCGUCCCGCGGUUUUGCGGCGCCUUCACGCCAUCGACGCGACUCGUCUCCAGGAGACGAAGUCGUGGCUGGUUUCUUUUUGGAUUUUGAGGCCGUUCGGACCGCGUCGAGCGACCGCGACGCCCCACGCAGAAACGCCGAAGGACAAGCGCGUCAUCCAUCCGAGUGCGGGUUUCGUCGUCAAGACGAAGAAGGAGGACGGUGCUAAAUUAUUUAUCAAUGUGGUUAGUUCGGUGGAGGUCGAGCAGCCGACCUCUACUAAUGUUAAUGGUGGCCAACAGUGGCAGCUGCCCCACUUGCUGGGGCCGCCGCGCAUGGAGCGGGACAAGAAAGAUAACAGUGUCGGGGCGUUUGAUUGCUGCUUCCACCCGCUUGCUUUACAACAUGCGGAGAGUGCGAGGCCGUUCCGGGACUUACUCGUAAGUACGGCCAUCGACGCGGUGGAGCAGUCCUACGAGAAUCAAAACCAACCGACGAAGCUGUCGCGGACGUACCACGUCCUGCUGGGCGUGAAAUAUAAAACGGGGCCGCCCCAGGCGCUCAUGGUCGCGUCGGACUUUAAUGGGAAACCACCGCCCGCGAACAAGAAGAAGAACAAGAAGAAGAAGAAGAAGAAGCCGGAAGGCCCGUCCUUCGCCGACAACAUCCGCGGGAGCCUCAAGUCGCAGCCGAAGCCCGAGCCCGAGAAGCCCCUCGACGACCAGCGCGCGAGGGCUCGGAAGCUCCUCGAGAAGGCGAACAGGAAGCCAUCUUCGAACGCGGCGGCGACGCCCAGACCUGUGAACCCGCUCGACGCUCCGACCUCAAUAAAAGAAAGAGGCGCGUUCGACCUGCAAAAUUUCAGAAUCGGCGCCGGUUCCGAAGCGGACCGGCGGCCGAAAGAAUUAGUUGUCGAGGUAUCAUUGGAGAAGUGCGCCACGGCCAAGGGUUUAGAUCUCGAGUUAGCUCAGGCGUCCUUCAAGCUGAAGAUGGUCCUCGACGGUACGGUACUCUAUGACGUCAAGCGGACAUUGCCCUAUCCUGUUGAUGGUAACAAGGGUAGUGCGAAGUUCGACCGGAAGAGGAGGACCUUGACGGUUGUGGCUCCGGUCUUACCUCGAAGUGCCGAGGAGGAAGAAAAAGACCGACAGAUGCGACAGACACAACCGGAAAGUGUCGUCAAGGUCAUGGGCGGGUCGGAGCCGGAGGUCAUCCGCGAGCACACCACUGCGUUUGGUCAACGUAGAAGGGAGCGCGUCGUGGAGCCGCGCGAGACGCUCGAACAGAAAGAUCAGAGAUUGGCGAAGGCGCCACCUCGACAAAAGAAGGCCGACGACCACGCCCGCUUCCUCGAGAAGCGGGCAAAACCCUCUCGUGUGACGCCUAGACCGCCGUCGAACGACAAAUCAAAAGAGAAGACCUGGAGCGAGUCUGAGAGCGACGAGGACGACGACGACGAUUUGGUGCCGUCGAUCAACGCUUCUAUUGCGGAGGACAAUGUUGAAAGAGCUCGGAAGGCUGCUGCUGGGUUCAGGGCGGCGCCCGACGUCGUGGAUGAGAAUUUCGCCGCGUCGAAAACGUACACUGGUACUCGAAAAGGCUUCGUGUUUAAGAAGGGCGCGAAGGGCCUCGGCUAUUAUCGAGACGCUGUAUCGGUGGCCUUUCUACCUACGAUCGAAGCUAGACAACGAUCGACGACGGCCACUGUUAUUGUGGACGUGGCCGGCGUCUCCAAUGUAGAUGUGACGGUGGACGGUACGGAAGCACGGGUGUCCUUGGAUGGCAAGACCUUCGGACUGAGGCUAGGUGGCCAAGUACAAGGCGAGUGCCGGGCCGACGCGGCGGACGCGAACGUGGUGCUCGUCUUCACGAAGAGUGGUGACGAGACGUGGCCGACCGUCGCGGAGGCGUUCUCCCUCGACGAUGCGGUCGUGGACACCGAGGCGCCGACGGACGAGGAGCCGGACGACGAGGUCGCGCCGCCUUCUCUUAUUCAAAGGGACGCCGCGCCGCCGCCGCCGCCGCCGGCGGCGGCUCAAACGUUCGCCGCGCCGGAGUUCCAGAACACGCUGCUGUACAACAUCGACUGAUUGGUUGUUGGGGGGAAUUUUUGAGUAACGGUUUGACUAUUU